This is a messenger RNA of Acipenser ruthenus (sterlet), 650 nucleotides long. Its product is annotated as izumo sperm-egg fusion protein 1. Gene Ontology annotation, cellular component: acrosomal membrane; plasma membrane. Gene Ontology annotation, biological process: heterotypic cell-cell adhesion; sperm-egg recognition; fusion of sperm to egg plasma membrane involved in single fertilization. Gene Ontology annotation, molecular function: signaling receptor binding; protein binding involved in heterotypic cell-cell adhesion. The transcript is spliced from 6 exons. The coding region runs from base 24 to 650 and encodes 208 amino acids. The record is from RefSeq and is a predicted model, not a curated record. Lineage: Eukaryota; Metazoa; Chordata; Actinopteri; Acipenseriformes; Acipenseridae.
UAUGUCCCAAUAAGUGUGGUACGAUGCAUCAGCAGGUAUUGAGCUGUGACUCGUGUGAGCUGGUGGUUUAUCCGUGUCAAACUAAACACCCAUUCGAACCCUGCAAAGAUGUGUCUGUCAUAGCAGUCGAAGGAGAGCAGGCGGUUCUCGAUUGCUACCUGCCCUGGCACAGUCUGGCAAUAGGGAUUAAGGACUAUGAGUUCGCGAAGGCUCCUAAUCUGUUCUCUAGCAACGAUAUGGAUUUCCGCACGCUUGCUGUCUCUAAGCUGCCUCAGCUGGUUCUCAAUCAGAUUUCUCUGGCUGAUCAGCGAGCGUAUCGCUGUGCGCUCGUCUCUGUGAGCGGAGUCGUCCUCACCACCAUCUACUUCCGGCUCAUAGUCACCCCCUCUCCUCCCACCAGCCCAAAGGCACAGAGUAAUCAGACAGUCUCCCCCCCUCCCCCCCCUCAAAACGCUUCUCUCUCUUCCCCGUCCCCCGUCGCGCUCAACCUGAGAAAAGCCAAGAACUUCGUGAUCGGGGCCACAACUCUGUCACUGCUGAGCUGCGUGGUGACACUGACCUGCUUCAUAGUGUGUCUGAACAAACAGAGGGAUGUCUGGAGAGAGGAGAGGGAGGAGAAUAUGAAAGACAUGAUGGAACAGGUGGAGUAG